Carya illinoinensis is the source of this 1642-nucleotide messenger RNA. RefSeq lists its product as uncharacterized. The record is from RefSeq and is a predicted model, not a curated record. Bases 1018 to 1371 code for a protein of 117 amino acids. The transcript has a single exon. Lineage: Eukaryota; Viridiplantae; Streptophyta; Magnoliopsida; Fagales; Juglandaceae.
GAACUAGUUCAAUUGCUAUUGAUAGGAUGAAGUUCAUGGCUUAGAUUGUGAUUUUGGUUGACUUCCUGAUUUCUUUACUCUGAACAUAUGUCAAAGUAAAUGUAAAAAUGGAUGUUUAUUUCUGUUUCCUCAUUCAUGUAGCAGACUUAAGUCUGUUAAUGUGAUCGGAUUGACGACAAAGAACACAACCAAGGCCCAGGGUUGUUUCUCGAAACAGAGAACUCAUGACCACUUAUCUCUCUGUAAUUUUGGCAAGUAUACCUCUACAUCCAUGGGAACCAACUCCUUAAGGAAACUGUCUUGGCUGCUUAAUGAUUAGGAUCCCUGAUUCCCUAUCAGGCAGGUCUAAUCGACGCCUUGAAACUAUCAUGGUUGCUAUGGGCAAUAGCAUUCCUGCCAUAAUCAUUUGCAUUUUAGGCAGAUAUCUGGCCCUAAAAUUUCACGUCAUAUUUCUCAUGGCACAACCGGUGUGUUGCAUCAAAAUCCAAUCUCGUUUUGCAACUACCUUCAGCAGUGUCGCCACUUUUCCUCGUGCAUUUCUGUACAUAGAAAUUGGUGGAUAUGUUAAUUGUCUGGGGAAUCUAUGCGGCUCAGACAGAAUCAGAUUCCAUAUAAUUAUGCAUACAGCAUAAUACUGUUCUCAAUGGAGAAUAGUUGAUCCCUUUCCAAGAGCAUGUUCACAUCUAUUCAAUAUUUACACAACUGUGUCUUCACGGGUAAGCUGCUAGCGCAUUAUCUUGCAAAGGAGGGAGUAAUUGUUUAUCAAGAAUCUGUGUGUAGUUGCCUUGGGGAAGAUAAAGUACGAAAAGAGGAUGGCUCUUUCAUGAAUCUUCAUUAAAGUUAUUGCGUAGGAAAAUUCCUUGAGAUUAGCUCCCAAAACAAGCUAACCUUAGCGACUAGUUUCAGAGAAUAUAUCAACCUAACUGUCAGUAGGGAUGGAGAGUUAAGUUGUCUGGCAAAGCGCCGCUACCCUGCCAACUCCCCCCACCCCUGCUGCAUCAGUGACUUGUUUCCUGAAUGGAGGCUGGCGCUACAUGCAAGACGAGCAGGCUUUCUUCAUAUGAGAGGCUGGUGGCUAUAGGCUUAGCCCUUCUAGCUGUGAUUUCUCCUCUCUAUAUCGACAGGAGACCGGUGAUUAGUGAUUCAGAACUCGAUGAGGAGCCCGUCAGCCUUGUUCCUUGGCUUCCUCUAAUGCUGUUGGUGUUGAUAUUGGCCAUCACCCUGUCAAGUUACUUGGAACGGUGCUUUACCAGGACUGAUCCUUCUUGGAUUCACAGAGUUGGUGGUUCUUCUGGUGGUCUAGUCGUGAUUCUUGUGCUUCUUGUACUGGUUUUGAAGUGUAAAGCCUAUGGAAAGAGCUGGGAGGCUUGACUGAAAUUGAGAGAGAGGGAGAAGGGUCCUGAAGAUUUUGUAUUGCUGCAUAUGGGGUAGUUUUUCAUAUCUAAGUAAUUAUCUUUUCAGAGAUGGGGGGGAAGCUUAGCAGCUUCUUGAAUGGAAUCUAGAGGUUUGUUUACAGCUAUUUUUUUAGCCACUUUCUUCUAGUGAAAGUCAUAUCUUUUCCUCCCUCCCUCUGCACACAUGCACGCACGUUUAUACGCAAACUCAAUUAUCUUCAUCAAUGCAAGUUCUAUGAAUUCCACCA